GGCGUCCAACGUGCGAAUCGGGUGCAAGGCAUCCAUGUUGGUUUUGUUGUUGUAGAAAAUCGAUGAAAAAUUUGCUAGAAAUACCAAAAUAAAUAUGAAUGUCGAACAAGAAGUAGCGAAGUUAGCUAAACAGCUGGAUAAAAUAGUCUCUGAAGAGAAUUCUGUGAGUAUUAUGGCAAAAUAUUUUAUUAAUUUUGUCGAAUGAAUAAAUUGCCGCCAUGUUUGUUGACAUGCAUAUAUAUUUAUAUACACUAUAUGUGAAUGACAUGGUAUGAUCUACAGGUUUCUGAUAUGCGAUCGUAAAAAAUUAUUAAAUUUUUGGUAGUGAAUGAGUGUUUAUAGAACAUUGUACGUAUUUUAUGGCAUAUUAUAAGCGUAUUUUUGUAGCAUUUAUACAAACAGCACCAAAUGCAAUCUCUGGUACCCAUCAGAAGAUAUGGUUACCAGAGCAUACCAUAAUUUUAUCAUGUGUGGAAGUUUUGAUUGCAAAAUCUCAUCCCUGCCAGAUAAGACUACACAAUCUGUGCAUGCUAGGAAAAGGACAGGUCUGUGUUCAAUGGGAACCGUCAUUUAUUUAUUUAUUAAACUUUGCCAAACAAGUGGCAGGGUCACUGCAACAGUAUACAUGAAUCACUGUGGGCACUUUAAAAAUUGCUAAAUUUUAAGAAUACAACUAAUAUUUAUUUAUUUUUUAUUAAUGUUUAUUCUGCUAUUCAUUAGCAUGAAUAGCAGAAUAAACAUCAUUAUACAAUCAUAUUUUAGAGUCAAGAGGUUGCUGUUGAUCUGUUAAAAACAUUGAAAGAUCUCCCUAUAACGCUGGAUGUUUUACAGGUCAGAUUAUAUGGCAAUACACCCUUCCGGAAAGUACGCCACUUUGGUUAUGGAGCCUCGUUUUCGUGUACUUCGCAUUAAUGCAAUCAUGAAAACAUGGCUCUAUAGAUUAACAUAUUUUCCGGAGGGGUGUAUUGAAUUAAAAGUUGCAUUUUCUGAUUCAGAAUUUGCCAAAUUGUAAGUUUCAGACAGUGGUAAUGUCCUACAGUAAUUUUAUUCUAUUUCUAAUAAAUCCAUUUCAACUAUGAUGGAAAGUUAAUAUUUGAUGAUGUUUUACAUGCAGAAAACGAGAAUUGGAAUGGCUGUGAACGUCUUACGAAAGUCAAGCACAAAUCCUGAAGUACAGACUAUAUCUAAAGGCUUAAUAAAAAGUUGGAAAAAAUUGUUAACAGGUACUGAACUGAUUGAAAGCUUUGAAAGAAAGGGUAGAAUGAAAGUGACAGCCAAUUGACUCCAACAAGUCUGAUAUCAUCUGCACGUAACAAGUUAUUAACAAGUUGAUGACAACAAGCUUGUAGCAACUUGUUACGAACAGCCUGUAUAUUAGUCUUGUUGGAACAACUUGUAGCAAGUCUGUUACCGUCAUCAACCUUGUAACAAGGUGAUAACAACUUGUUCCAGAUUUGUCACAACAACUGGGAACAAGCAGUGCAAACACAUCCUGAUAUCGGCUUGACAACAAACUUGUCCCUGUUACAAGGGGUCCCCCCCCAAUAUUUCAUGAAGUGUCCCCCACUGAACUUGAAGAAUGGAGUAUGAAUCGUGGUUGAAAUAUUUCUCUCUGUCUCAGAUAAAGAAAGUUCCAAGGAAGGCAGUAGCAGUAAAGGAGAGAGCGAGUCGACAGACAAAACGUCAACUAAAUCUAAAACGACAGAGGUUGUUAAAGAGGAGAAAGUUGAGACGAAAUUUGUGCCUCCGACAAAUAACGAUGUCAGGCAGAAAUGUCGAGAAAUGAUCAAGAAUGCUUUAAAAGUUGCUGAAGACGAGGGCUCUCAAGGUAUGAAAUAGUUUGUGCAGUUUUAACAUAUUGAUUUAUACACAACAACAAGAUCCCUGCUCAGGCAUUCACCCAAAUUGGAACUAAGCAAGAUUUAGCUUACCGGCACAUCAAAUGUAUAAUGGCAAGGUCAUGUAAAGAAAAUAUAUCAAUAAGAAAGAGACUGUCCAUUUUAAACCUUUGCCCCAACAGGUUGCCAAAGUGAUAACCAGUUAUUUAAUCAGACGUUAAUGUGUCGUUCCAUGAAGUUUGGGACAAGUUUGCAAAAUAAUUACGAAUGACAAUGUUUUUUUUUGCUAUUUUUAGAUGUGGAAAGAAUUUCAGCUGCUAUCGAGCAUUGUAUCCUUUUAAAAAAUAUCGAAACUUACAAUAUCACAAAUACGUAUUGUCAAAUGAAUCCUCAAAGUGUAUGACAUGUCGUCUUUACCAGCCCUUCGUAUUGUUUAGGUAAGCAUGAUGUACCCACGUAAAAAUCUCACAACUUGUCAACAAGAUGUGUUCGCAGCAGGCUUGUAGCAAGCUUGUCAAUAAGUUGUAACAAUGCUGUCAUUUCAUCAAGUUGCUACAAGGUUGUCACUCACAACUUGUUGACAAAUUGUUGAAUUGCAGGACGAUAACAAGUUGUUGGAACAACUUGUAACAAGUCUGUUGAGCUCAACAACCUUGUAGCAAGUUCUCAACAAACCGUUGACAAUUGUGCAUUUUUACAUGUGCAGAAUGCCAAGAUUGAAAUCUUGAAUUUACUUGAUGAUUCCUUAACGCAGUUAUGCAGGUGUAUUUGAAGAAUUUAAGGACACGAACAGCAAGUACAAAUCGAGAAUUCGCAGCAGAGUCUCGAAUCUUCGUGACGCAAAAAAUACAAAGUUAAGAGAAGCUGUACUGAUUGGUGAAAUCACGCCAGAACAAAUGGCGAAAAUGACGGCCGAGGUAAACAAUUUUAAUUCACCAGUGUUAAACAUCGAGACAUGAGCAUGCUACAGAUUUCUUUACCACAAUGUUUUCUUUCAAAAGGAAAUGGCAAAUGAUGAUAUCAAGACGCUACGAAAGAAAUUUACAAAAGAAGCGAUCAACGACGCUCAGAUGGCGGUCACAGCUGGUACACCAACAGAUCUUUUUAAAUGUGGCAAAUGUCAGAAGAGACAUUGUACAUACACACAGGUAAAGACGUCCACCAUUUUAUGUCGAGUUGCGAACGUCAGUUAUCGUUUGACGGUUUGAGAAAUAGUUUUGGCGUUUGAUUAUAUAAGGAAAAUCGUCAAGGUCUUUUGAAAGGCAAGUGGGGCGUGGCUAGUGGGUAACUGUUUUUACCACUUCUUUCAUAAAGGCAAGUUGAAAAUUGAUUGCAGGAAUAAAAUUAACUUGCCAUUUUGCCCUCAUAUUUUAACAAAAUUUGAAGCAAAUGAUCCCAGAAGUCCAACAGGAUUUCCAGAGGUUUCUAGCCCGUUAUACUAUUUUAUUAAACAUUCAACUUGUAGAUAUAUUUUUUGUGGGUAAAUAAAAAUUAAACUAAUAAAAAACCCGUUCUAAUCAUUGACAUUGGCAUAAAAAAAUCAUAGUCUGUCCUCGUGUUUUAAAAGAUGCUCAAUGAAGUGUUGUAUUUACAAAUUUCCCCCAGGUACAAACGCGAAGUGCAGACGAACCGAUGACGACAUUCGUUUACUGCCAAGAAUGUGGAAACAGAUGGAAGGUUUGCUUAAAAUCAUUGUCUAAUGCGUUUUAAAUGUGGUUUACAAUCAAUCUUAGUGCUUUGCGAGACGUUCACCUAUUCAUGGUUAUGUUUCUAUUUAUUUUUAGUUCUGCUGAUGACGUCAUCAUUGUCCCCGGAUCAAGACUCAACGACACAAAAGAAAUUUUUAGAGUUUAGCGAACAGACUUUAUUAUGAAACAGACUAUAUAAGAAUUUCUUGAAACUUUUGGAAAGUUUUAGUGAUGUACAAAGUUUCUAUAUACUUAAAGGUUUAGUUAUGUUCGGUAUAGUAUAUAAGCGAUAAACAGUGUAUAAAGGCCUGAUUCCACGGGCGCUUUUUCUCGGCGAAAUGCGAAAUAUUUCGCCUGUUUCUUUUGAAUUGUGGGCAAUCAAGUAGAAAUAAUUUAUUCGAGUGGUCGCAAUUCAAAAGAAACAGGCGAAAUAUUUCGCAUUUCGCCGAGAAAAAGCGCCCGUGGAAUCAGGCCUUUAGAGAUGUGAUUUUCUCUGCGUAUAUUUUUUCAAACAUUCAAGAUGAUCUAAAAUCAGCGCGCAUUGUGUGGGCGUAGCUGAAGGUGUGUUUGCAUUUCAAACUUAAAGAACUACAAAAUUUUGUGAAGAUUACAAUAGUUCACAAAAUUAUACUCCGUAUAUUAAAAUCAAAUGAAAAGAAGCAAAAAGUCACUUUUUGCAAAUCAAUGCGCAGUUUUAACUCGAAUGUUGACUAAUUGAAAACCACGAAAAAAGAACAGCAGACGUUUUUGAAACAGCAUUUGUCUCGCAAUUUAAAACAGUGUUAAAACCAGCUCUCCCUGGCUGUGAAGGUAUACAGAGCACGACCCCUCGGAAAAUGUAAAACUAUCUUGCGUUUAAAAUAAAAUCAGUUACCAUAUCUUCUCUGCCGCCAGUGGAAAGUUGACGCAAUAUCCACGAGUGGAAAUUGAUCAUAGCCUUGAAAGAGUGAUUGUUGAAAUGUCAGUAUACUACAGUGUCGUCGCUAUGAUUCCUGUAGCUGACGUAGUAACGCUAUUCUUCUAUUCUGUAGCUCACUUUCACUCUCGCUAGAUGAAGUAUUCCACUCGGUCUAGAAAAAAGAACAAUCUUUGAGCCUCUAAUAGUCAAACAAUUAUUUGUCGUCUCUUAAA
Messenger RNA from Paramuricea clavata, 4657 nucleotides. Lineage: Eukaryota; Metazoa; Cnidaria; Anthozoa; Malacalcyonacea; Plexauridae. The record is from the annotation of a GenBank genome assembly.